Olea europaea var. sylvestris is the source of this 2121-nucleotide messenger RNA. RefSeq names its product transcription factor TCP8-like. Gene Ontology annotation, cellular component: nucleus. The transcript has 2 exons. The record is from RefSeq and is a predicted model, not a curated record. Gene Ontology annotation, molecular function: sequence-specific DNA binding; DNA-binding transcription factor activity. Lineage: Eukaryota; Viridiplantae; Streptophyta; Magnoliopsida; Lamiales; Oleaceae. The coding region runs from base 208 to 1800 and encodes 530 amino acids.
AAGACAAGGGUCAAUCAAGUACCCCCACAGACUUCUCUUUCUCUCUCUCUAUAUCUAUCUCUCUGUGUAUAUGUAUGUAUGUUUAUGUGUAAAGAAAGAGAAGAAGAAAGAGAGGGUCGGGAGAUGGGGUUAAUCAAUCUUGCAGAAAUAUCAAGAAUUCAAGAUUGAUUCAAAAAUAUUCUAGGAUUACCCCACAAAUCCACCCACAUGGAACUCAAGGAUUCAAGAAACAAUAAACAGCAAAUCAAUAGCACCACCGCCGCCGCAUCCACCUCUCCUAGUGGUGGCGCCACCACUUCAGCCAACUAUUACCUCACUCCAUCUCAUCAUCUCCUCCAGCGCCUCCACCCCCAGCAACAAUACCAACAUGGACAAUCACCACCUUUCAUUACUAAUUCGUCUGCUGCUGGAGCUACUGGUGGCGCGUCUUCAUCGUCGACGUCGUCGUCGUCCACAGCCACCACUAGUGCUUCUACCUCCUCCACCAUUCAGCCGCCGAACCUUGUGGAUGCCUCUUUAGCCAUCGCAACCGGAUCAGAAACCCUUGUUGAUUCCUCCAAGAGAUCCCAAAACCAGCUUCAAAUUACUGGACAACCACAAGAACAGCAAGUACAGACCCAACAGCCACCAAAAAAGGUGACCAAGGACCGCCACACGAAGGUCGACGGCAGGGGGCGGCGCAUAAGAAUGCCAGCCGUUUGUGCUGCUAGGGUUUUUCAGCUCACCCGAGAAUUAGGUCACAAGUCCGAUGGCGAAACAGUUGAGUGGCUUUUACAGCAAGCCGAGCCUGCAAUCAUAGCUGCCACCGGCACCGGCACAAUUCCAGCUAAUUUUUCCACCCUCAACAUCUCUCUUCGAAGCAGCGGCUCUAUUCUGUCGGCUCCACCUACAAAAUCAGCUCCGCAUUCUUUUCAUGGCGCACUAGGGCUAACACACCACCCUUAUGAAGAGAAUUUUUCACAGAUGUUAGGGUUUCGCCACCAACAGCAGCAGCAGACGCCUCACCUUUUACAAGCAGCGCAAAUUGCAGAAUCUUUAGCUAGCGGAAGCGGCGGGGGACGAGGAGAUGGUGGUGGCGCUGGCGGAGGAGGACAAGAGGCCAACGAGGAUUACUUACAUAAAAGAUAUAGAGAAGAUUUGUUCAAAGAAGAAGGGACUAAUAAUUCCCAAGGAGAAGGCUCAGAUUCACCUUCACACAAGCAAUUCAAGGGGAACAAUCUACAAAUUAUACAAAAAUCUCAAGAAUCUCCGGCCGCCGGACAAUCUCCUCCCAGUCUAAUCCGGCAUACAAACAUGGUGCCCGCCACUGCCAUGUGGGCGGUGGCGCCAGCACCCAGCAGUGUAACCACCGCCGGUGGUGGCGCUUUCUGGAUGCUUCCAUUCACCUCCGGUGGCAACGGCCAGGCGUUAACGGCCACGUCCACUUCCGGGACGGCGGCAGGUCCCUCUGACACCCCUCAAAUGUGGCCAUUUUCGACUGCAGCUUGUGGGAACACACUCCAAACGCCAUUACAGUUCAUGCCGCGGUUUAAUUAUCCAGGGAAUCUUGAAUUUCAAGGAGGGAGAGCGAGUCCAUUACAAUUGGGAUCAAUGUUAAUGCAGCAACAGCAAACGCCAUCUCAGUAUCUUGGAUUAAAUGUAUCGGGGGAGACGAAUUUGGGGAUGCUUGCGGCGCUUAAUGCUUACUCCAGAGGCGGUUUGAAUAUGAAUUCUGAUCGGCAAAGCCAUCAUCCAUUCGAGCAUCAACAGCAGCCUCAAGACACCGAAAGUGGUGAAGAUGGCCAAAAUGCUUCUCAGUAAUGCUAGAAAUAGGAACUGGGAUGAUUAAUUAAUUUCAAGAAAGAAAGGAGAAGAGGAGAAGAGAGAGGUAUCUACUUCUCAUUUUAAGUUAAUUUGUCUUUGAUUUAUGAAAUUUUAUUUUUUUUUGUUUGUUUUUGGUAACAUUGUUAUGAAGAAUUCGAAGUGUAUAAUUUGUUAGUUUGGUCCAAAGGGACGCUAGAGGAAUUAUAAGAGAGAGAUUAAUGUAUAGGAGGAGAUUGGUUCGUAUAAGAACCUAAUUACUGCUUUUGUUUGACGAAAAUGAAAAUGAUGAAGAAAAAAAUGUUCAAAUAUUUUGUUCGA